AUGCGCUGCCGCGGCCUCCUGCUGCUCUGGCUGCUGCGCGGCGCGCUGGGCGCAGGACGCCCCCCCGGGACCCCGGCGCCGGGCGAGGGGCAGCGCCGAGACCGGGAGAGCGACGACGGGAGGCGCCUGGGCACGGAGCUGGGGGGGGGCGGCCUGGCCAUCGACACGCUGCCCCCCCGCGGCGCCCGCGUCGUGGAGGACGAUCACAGCUACUACGUGUCGCGGAGCUACGGGCCGGGCGACGCGGCCGCCCGCCGCCUCUGGGUGGACCUGGCCGCAGGCAACGGGAGCCAAGUGAAGAUCCACGGGAUCCUCUCCAACACGCACCGGCAGGCCUCGAGGGUCACCCUCUCCUUUGACUUCCCCUUCUACGGCCACCUCCUGCGGCAGGUCACCGUGGCCACGGGAGGUUUCAUCUUCACGGGGGACGUCGUGCACCGCAUGCUCACGGCCACGCAGUACGUGGCGCCGCUCAUGGCCAACUUCAACCCCAGCUACUCGCGCGACUCCACCGUGCGCUACUGGGACAACGGGACCGUUUUCGUGGUGCAGUGGGACAAGGUCUACCUGCAGGGCAAGGAGGACGUGGGCAGCUUCACCUUCCAGGCCGCCCUGCACCGCACCGGGAGGAUCGUGUUCGCUUACAAGGAGAUCCCCGUGCCGGUGCUGCGGAUCAGCGCCACGCAGCACCCCGUCAAGGCCGGCCUCUCCGACGCCUUCAUGAUCCUCAACCCGGCUCCCGACGUGCCCGAGUCCCGCCGCCGGACCAUCUACGAGUACCACCGCGUGGAGCUGGACGCCGGCAAGAUCGCCAGCCUGUCGGCCGUGGAGUUCACCCCGCUGCCCACUUGUCUGCAGCACGGGAGCUGCGAAACGUGCGAGCGCUCCGAGCUGGCCUUCAACUGCACCUGGUGCCACGUCCUGCAGAGAUGUUCCAGCGGGUUCGAUCGGUACCGGGAGGAGUGGCUGGCCUACGGCUGUGGCCAGAAGUCAGACGAGAAGACGUGCGAGGAUUUAGCAGAAGAUGACCGCUACUCGGCACCGCCUGACAGCUCUUUCUCGCCCUUCAGCGCGGAUGUCGCCACCUCCCCUUCCUCGCUUCUCGUCGGCAGCCUCACCACAGAAGAUGAUACAAAGCUCCAUCAGUAUGCAGCAGGCGAUGGUGCGGGAAGCAGCCUCAGCUCGAAGCAGGCAGGAACCCCCAUCCAUACAGGCACGAUUGUGGGGAUCGUGCUGGCCGCGCUGCUCAUUGCCACUAUUAUCCUUGCUGGGAUUUAUAUCAACAGCCAUCCCACGUCAAAUGCCGCCCUGUUCUUCAUUGAGCGAAGGCCACACCACUGGCCUGCCAUGAAAUUCCGGAAUCAGACCAGCCGUGCAACGUACUCCGAGGUGGAGCCCGGCGGGCACGAGAAGGAGGGCUUUGUAGAGGCAGAGCAGUGCUGAGCGCUUCCUCCCCUGCGUCCUCCACGUCCCGCCGCCCGAGCGCCGGAGUCCUCGGCUAUUCUCUUGCAAAGUCUUUCCCCUGUUGGAAAAGAAAGAACGACUGGAAGAAAAAGACCCCUCAGAGCAUCGAGAAGGAUGAGUGAGGGCAAGGUGAGGACGUCGCUUGCCUGGAUUGCUCAGGAGCCGGCAGAGCCUCAAGCAAAGGCAGCAAGUCGCGACCUCGGAUUCUGCCUGGAGUCUAGCACCAAAGCGCUGGAUGUGUCGGGAGAAGGGAAAUCUUACCCAUUUUAAGGACAAAGCCCUAUGGAAGAUUCACCUGCAGGUUAUCUGUUAACAAAUGGCUUUGAAGCGCUUUCCAGCAUCUAAUUAUGUUGCUAAAUUACUGACCAUGACCCUUAACCGAAAGGAGUCAGAGGGUGAAAAAUCUUAGAUUCCUUUGGCACCGCCACUAAUCCAGCAGGAACAGAGAAGCUUUCAACGAGAGGGGAUAGAGAUAGAGCACUAUCAAAAGCAGUGUUCUCCCAAGGCUUAAAUCCUGAAGUAAAUCCAAGCUCGUAUUUUAUGGGAAUUUCACAUAAAUAAAGAACGAAGGCAUACAAGCCAUGGUACAGUUCACAAUCUAAAAUAAAGUGAUAAAGUGACGUUAACAUCAUAGUGUUUAAAACUCACUGAAGUCAGUGGAUAUUUGAUGACCUCUAUAGUAGACUCCUGGUCCGGAUUGGUACUGAUAUGAUGAUUCCACGAUCCGAGCCUCCUUAAGGACUUCAAUGCUAGACCUCUCAGGGUUUUCUAUAAUCAGAAUUAAUGCCUAUGCUUCAGAAAGAUCCUCUCCUACUUCCAGAGACACUGGCUGGUGCAGGAUUGGGCCCUAAGCUGAGGAAAGUUUGUAUUAAACGAACAAAAACAUAGACAGUGUCCAAAGGCCAGCGUAAGGUCAGGUUUUCCUUCCCCCAGCAAAUCAAAAAUGGUGUGGGCUGUAUGGAUUUUUUUUUCUGUUCUUUUUUAAAUCCUUCUUGAUCCUCAGUUAUUUAUUCUCAUAUCAUGUUUGGUACGUGUUUUAUCCACAGGCUGGUUCAGCUGUCACUGAGGAUGAUUACUGCCAAAGGCAGGGUCUGUCUAAUUAAGGUUUUCCUUCUCAUCUGCUGAAUUUAUAUAGCGUUUGAAGAUAAAUAUGGAUGCUCCGUGGCAUUUAGGCCCCAGAUUAUACUUCCUCACACAUAGUCCAUAGGGAGACUUUGGCUGCAUCUUAUUAUGGCCUAAAGACACCAAAACACUCAAAGAGGGCAAGUCAGCCUGAGUUGUGCCAAGCUGCUGUGGCCCACACAGUCUCUCUUUGGAGAUAUUUUGAAGAUAAACAUUAUUCCUAAGUAAAGCUUUCAGCUGCCAGCUUGUUUCCUCCCCGUUUCCCUCAAGUAGGAUGAAUUCCAAAGCACCCUGCCAUUUAGUUUUUGCUUCAGAUCCAAUCUGCUUUGAAAGGGUUAUAAACUGGUGGGGAAGUUUCUCCCUAUUUAAAUGCUUUCAAAUAAUAGCCUUGGUUUGACUAUUAUUCUUAACGUUCCUAGCCAGGUUUUUAGGGUAUUUCUCCUCCCGUCUUACCCGCUGAAAAUACCAGUCAAGGUCCGUCAAUUGUGAAAUGCCAAGUUAAUAAAUUUGAUAGAGUUAAAUAAAAAUAAAGAGUAGACAGGCUCUUGUUUGGAUGUCUAGGAGAAGUUUUGUCCCCUUUCUACUGAAGGGUAGGGUGUGGGGAUGUCACCAGGCAGAGC
Messenger RNA from Nothoprocta perdicaria, 3206 nucleotides. RefSeq names its product plexin domain containing 1 (gene PLXDC1). The transcript has 14 exons. The coding region runs from base 1 to 1443 and encodes 480 amino acids. Lineage: Eukaryota; Metazoa; Chordata; Aves; Tinamiformes; Tinamidae. The record is from RefSeq and is a predicted model, not a curated record.